AUGGCCAAGAAAAUACGCAGAGUGGCUGUUAUCGGCGCCGGUCCGGCGGGCGCGAUUGCUACGGAUGCCCUGGUGAAGGAGCAGGCCUUCGAUGUUGUCCGCGUUUUUGAGCGACGUGAUCUCGCUGGAGGAACUUGGGUUUACACCCCUGAGCUUCCGCCCCGAAUCCCUUCCCUUCGCGAUCUCGUCGAGCAACGCGCCAAUCCCCCUGUCGACCUCCCCAAGACCUUUCCCACAUGGACUCCGAAGACCGAGAAGAUCAACUCGCACCAGCUGCGUUAUGCGGAUAGCGGCGUACACGAAGCCCUCCACAGCAAUAUUACGCCCGAGAUCAUGGCCUUCACGCAAGAGCCCAUCCCCAAGAUACUCUCGGAGCGCACGAUUGCCCAGUAUGGGCCCGGCGCGCCUUUCAGACACCGAGAGCUCAUUCGAGAAUGGGUUGAGGCAAUCUUCACCCGUGGCGGCCAUGAUAAGCUGGUCGAGUUCAGCACCACGGUCGAGCUGGCGGAGAAGAAAGGCGACGAGUGGGUCUUGACGCUCAGGAAAGUAGUCCCAGGCAAGUCAAAAGACUACUGGUGGCAAGAAACUUUCGGUGCGAUAGUUGUCGGGUCUGGUCAUUUCUACCUGCCUUACAUCCCUGACAUCUCAGGCCUCAUCAAGUACGAUGAGAAGUUCCCAGGGCGCGUAAAACACAGCAAACACUUUCGAAGUCCCGAGGAGUUCAGGGGCAAGGUGACUGGUGGCUUCACCUUCCGUGUAUUUGAGUGGCAAGCAGUAGCGGCUGCUCGCGUAUUUGCGGGACGCGGGCAACUUCUGUCAACAACGGAGAUGGAAAGGUGGGAACAGAAUCGUCUGGCCAAGCGAGGAGACGGCGUGCCCUUCUUUACCCUUUCUCCAGACUUUGAGGAGUACUUUGAGACGUUGCGCGCCAUUGCCGGUGAGCCUGCGCCUGGCUCAACGGGACGAAUACUGCCCAAGUUUGACUCGAAAUGGCUGGAGGCAUUCGCCGACGUCAUCAAUGCCCGAGUAGACUGGUGGAAGAAGGAGACGGAAAAGGCAGAGAAACAGCAGAAGGCGCUGUACAAAUCUAAGCUAUAA
Molecule: messenger RNA, 1098 nt
Organism: Colletotrichum chrysophilum
Lineage: Eukaryota; Fungi; Ascomycota; Sordariomycetes; Glomerellales; Glomerellaceae
Exons: 3
Coding region: 1-1098 (365 amino acids)
Molecular function (GO): NADP binding; N,N-dimethylaniline monooxygenase activity; flavin adenine dinucleotide binding
Source: RefSeq, a predicted model, not a curated record